Messenger RNA from Penicillium diatomitis, 927 nucleotides. Its product is annotated as CCDC90 family protein. NCBI's taxonomy places the organism in Eukaryota, Fungi, Ascomycota, Eurotiomycetes, Eurotiales, Aspergillaceae. Gene Ontology annotation, cellular component: mitochondrion. The record is from RefSeq and is a predicted model, not a curated record. The transcript is spliced from 3 exons. The coding region runs from base 1 to 927 and encodes 308 amino acids.
AUGGCGCCUCAGAAGACUCUCGUGGAAAUUCCACGGAGCAUACUCCCCCGCCUGACUUGGAAUAGCUCCUCGUCUCGCCCAGCUGUCACACCCUCACAUUGUGCCGCGAUCGCGAAACGGCCAUCAUACGACCACUAUGCUCAAGCCCGCUCGUCCUUCUCAUGCCAGACGCACAGAAACGAGAUCGAAGCUCAAUACCGAGCCUUUUCAACGGCCGUACAAAAUUCACGACGUGGCUCUGCCGGUCUCCGUCAACCUUCGGUCCCUGCUCAAACAACCCUGACACCACAGCAAACCGUCACUAGUCCAGUCAGACACAAUGGAGUUUAUGUCGCAGCCUUUAAGCCUGCCCAGCGCGCAUUUCACGCAACCCCUUCUCGGCCCCGAGAGCAUCAUUUCGACACCCUCCGCUUCGUGAAGCGACUUCAAGCCGAGGGGUUCAGCGAAGAGCAGGCCGUGGCCAUGAUGCGCGUCCUCAACGAUAUCAUCCAAGAGUCGAUUCAGAAUUUGACACGGACAAUGGUACUUCGCGAGGAUUCGGAACGAUCGAUCUACACACAAAAAGUCGACUUCGCUAAAUUGCGCUCUGAACUUUUGAACGCCGACUCCACCGAAGCACAGCUCACGCGUUCAUCGCACGAAAAGAUCGCGGCGGAUAUUGCAAAGCUUAAUUCUCGCAUGCGUGACGAAAUCGGUCGCACGCAGGCAUCUGUGCGACUAGAUCUGAACCUCGAGAAAGGCAGAAUCCGUGAAGAGGCCAAUGGCCAGGAGAUGCGAAUCAAGGAGACCGAGACACGUAUUGAGCAAGAAGUUGCUGGCUUGCGGGAGCGUGUCGAAGCUGUCAAGUUUUCAACGCUGCAGUGGCUGAUGGGUGUAUGCACUGGUACCGCUGCUUUGAUUCUUGGUGCUUGGCGUCUUUUCAUGUGA